Messenger RNA from Electrophorus electricus (electric eel), 1960 nucleotides. It is a transcript of the gene heyl, whose product is annotated as hes related family bHLH transcription factor with YRPW motif like. Lineage: Eukaryota; Metazoa; Chordata; Actinopteri; Gymnotiformes; Gymnotidae. Gene Ontology annotation, molecular function: DNA binding; protein dimerization activity. The record is from RefSeq and is a predicted model, not a curated record. Gene Ontology annotation, biological process: regulation of DNA-templated transcription.
GAGAGAGAGAGAGAGAGAGAGAGCGUGGUGCCACUAUACAAAAAGGACCAAGGGAAUGUGACUUGGCAAGUCGCAGAACACUGGGGGUCCACUGAAGAAGACGAACUAGGACCAAAUUGAAAGAGCAGGAGAGAGCACUAAUAAAGGGUCCCCAAGCACACUUUUAUUGUGGUGGGAGGGAGAAAGACAGAGAGAGAGAAAGGCGUGCGGGCACUGAACACUGCCUGGUUUACUUUCAGUUGUUUGUGGAUGGUAGAAGAAGAACCCAUCACCACCAAAUCUUUCUCCACAGGAUCAUCUGCUGUUGUUAAUUGUCAUUCAUUCACCGUUUCAUCUGGAUCAUCUCAGGAGAAGGACUACAUAGCCAUGAAGAGACCACAUGAUUACAGCUCUCCAGAUUCAGACACAGAUGAGCUGAUCGAUGUUGGACAAGAGGACAGUUACUGCCCUGUUACUGGAUCCAUGUCCCCAGGGACUACCUCACAGAUUUUAGCUCGUAAAAAGAGAAGAGGGAUCAUUGAGAAGAGGCGUAGAGACAGGAUCAACCACAGUCUGUCAGAGCUUAGGAGACUUGUUCCCAGUGCCUUUGAGAAACAGGGCUCAUCUAAAUUGGAGAAGGCAGAGAUUCUUCAAAUGACAGUGGAUCAUCUCAAACUGUUACAUGCCAUAGGGGGAAAAGGUUACUUUGAUGCUCGCGCACUGGCAGUGGACUACAGAACGUUGGGUUUUCGGGAGUGUGUGGGGGAGGUGGUAAGGUACCUCAGUUCACUGGAGGGUGCAGAGUCUUCAGACCCUAUUGGUGCACGCUUGGUGUCCCACCUAAGUCACUGUGCCUGUGAGCUGGACCCUCUCCACCAGAGCCCAGCUACCCUGCCCUUCCCUCCAUGGCUGUGGGGCUCUUUCCCCCAGCUCAGCACCUCCUCUAGCCCAGCCUCCACUUCCCCAUUCCCCUCUGUGAGCCGCCGAAAUCUGGCUCCUCACGCUGCUGCCCUUCUAGCCUACCCCUCUCCAGCCCUGCAAGUGGCACCCCUGGGCCGCCAGGGGGCACUGUUAAGCCCCACCCUAUCUUCAGUGCGGAGGUUGCCCUCUGUCUCCUCCCACCCUCAGAGACUGCCAGAAGCCUCCUCAGAGGGCCCUAACAUUCCCUCACCUCUACACUCUGCACAGGCACCUCCUACUAGCUCCUCCUCCCCCUCAUCUCUCUCCGCCUCCACUUCAUCCUCCUCCACCAGCCAUCCUCUGGUUUCCUUCAGGCCCUUCACUGCUCUGGGGUCUCCAGCCCCACGGCUAAGGGGCAUGAGUGGCUCCAGUAAGACUUGGGUAACAGAGAUUGGAGCAUUUUGAUUCAUUUUUGAUUUUGGACUAACAGAACAGAGGUCUUGCUUGGCCAUCAAAAUGAGGCAUUCAUGAUUAAUAUUUCUUUUGGUUAUAGACAUUACAAAAUGUUUCGCACACAAUAAUAUGAACAUAUGCUCCAGACACACAGCUUCCCAUGUUGUUACACAGGAAUUAAAGAUGAUAAUAUGUUUAGAAUUUCAUCAGAUGGUAAGUUCAGAUGGUAACUAAAAAUAAACAAUACAAAUACAAAUAAAAGAAACAAAGAAUAAGAAGAAUGAUCCAAUGAUAUAACCAUUAAAACUCAAAAACAACUGUUUUUCCACACACUUGCUGAAAACAAGCUGGAACAAAUAUAUACUUUGGAAGAAAAGGCUGAAUACCAUGUCUAUCAUAUUCUACAUAUAACACCAUCUGUAAGACAAACUGAUAAGAAUGGACUGCCUUAAUACAUCAGUAUAAACAUUUUUUCUAUCAUCUAUACUAUCUUUUUAGUUUGGUUUGUUGUUUAUUUGUUAUCUUUGUCAUUUGCACACAAGUUUACUUGAAUGUUCAUAUGUUAUCCAUUGGACAUGGAAGUGCUUGAGGAAAUUCCAUAAAUACACAAGUGCCUUUUCAAAAUUCA